AUGAGUGACGUGAGUGAGUGGAGAGGCCGGASAGGGAGCACACGUGACACCCUAAUUGCUCCUUCUGWUCGUGGUGCCAGGGUGCUGGUGACUGGUGCCAGCACGGGCAUAGGAGAGCAGGUGGCAUACCGCUACUCAAAGAUGGGUGGCCAGAUCGUCAUCACGGCCAGGAAGGAGCACGCCUUGCAGAAGGUGGCAGAGGACAGCACAAGCCUGGGGGCCCAGAAGGCUCUGUAUGUGACAGGAGAUGUGUGCCAGGCCUCAGAUCCAGAGAGAGGGGUGAGGAUGGCUGGGUGAAUUUCCUCAGCUACGUGAACAUUGCUUCUGCAGCUUUGCCAGUGUUGGAGUACAGGGUCUGUGAUCGUAGUAUCCUCUCUGUUGGGUAGGAUGACUACUCCGUGGAGCCCUAC
Salvelinus sp. IW2-2015 is the source of this 410-nucleotide messenger RNA. The record is from RefSeq and is a predicted model, not a curated record. NCBI's taxonomy places the organism in Eukaryota, Metazoa, Chordata, Actinopteri, Salmoniformes, Salmonidae.